Molecule: messenger RNA, 1896 nt
Organism: Hippocampus comes (tiger tail seahorse)
Lineage: Eukaryota; Metazoa; Chordata; Actinopteri; Syngnathiformes; Syngnathidae
Product: HHIP-like protein 1
Exons: 10
Coding region: 22-1779 (585 amino acids)
Source: RefSeq, a predicted model, not a curated record
AACUUUCUUUGAAAAAAAAAAAUGACAUUAUUAACAUGCAUCCUGAACCUGCAUCAGAUCCCGGGACGGGACUUGCCGCCUCAUCUCCUUCUUACCAUGCUUCUCCUGCUCACCCAAGCGGGGUCGGGGGGCUGUCAUCCUCAGUGUUUGGAUUACAAGCCACCGUUUGAACCCCAGAGGCCAUUGCUCUUCUGCAAAGAGUAUGCCAAAUUUGGAUGCUGUGACGACGAAAAGGAUCAUCAGCUGUCGGCAAAGUUUUACUCCAUCAUGGAACACUUUGAUCAUUCUGGUUACGUCACCUGUGGAAGGUACAUACGAAGCAUCCUCUGCCAGGAGUGUUCCCCAUAUGCCGCCCACCUGUAUGAUGCAGAGGAUGCAAACACACCCAUGCGCAUUUUGCCCGGACUGUGUGGCAACUAUUGCAACGACUACUGGAACCAGUGUAGAUACACAUUAAGUCUCCUCCUGGAGGACCAGGGCAGCCCAGGACAGUAUGCAAAUCUGACCGCCACACUAGAGGAAGAUCACAGACUCUUCUGUGAAUUUCUGGAGCUAAAGGACAAACAGUACUGCUACCCUAAUGUUUUGACAAAUGCAGAACUAAAUGCUAAUCUGGGUUCUGUUCGAGAGGACACCGAGGGCUGUCUAGAGAUCUGCUUGCAGGAAGUUGCAAACGGGCUCCGGAACCCGGUGGCUAUGAUCCACGCGGAUGACGGAACGCAUCGUUUCUUCGUGGCCGAGCAGCUGGGCUACGUGUGGGUCUAUCUGCCGAACGGCUCCAGGAUCGAUCGUCCGUUCCUCAACCUCACUCGGGCUGUGCUGACAUCACCUUGGGCUGGAGAUGAGAGAGGAUUCCUGUGCAUAGCCCUGCAUCCAAGGUUCACCAUAGUUAGAAAAGCUUAUGUUUACUACUCGGUGUCUGUCAAGAGGUCGGAGAGGAUACGUAUCAGCGAGUUCACACUGUCGGCACAUGACGACAACCAACUUGACCAUAACUCAGAGAGAACCAUCCUGGAGCUGGUAGAACCAGCGUCCAAUCAUAAUGGGGGGCAGCUUUUGUUUGGCCAUGACGGAUAUUUGUACAUCUUCAUUGGAGAUGGUGGCCGAGCUGGGGACCCCUUUGGAAAGUUUGGCAACUCGCAGAACAAGUCAACCCUCCUUGGCAAGGUGCUACGUGUUGAUAUUAACGACAAUGAUGAUGGUGCACCAUACAGCGUCCCUUCAGACAACCCAUUUCUGGGAGAGAAGGGGAGCCUCCCAGAGAUUUAUGCUUAUGGCGUGCGCAACAUGUGGCGUUGCUCUAUUGACCGCGGAGACCCGAAAACAGGCUUUGGCCGAGGCAGGAUGUUUUGUGGCGAUGUCGGCCAGAACAAAUAUGAAGAAAUCGACCUCAUUCUCAAAGGAGGCAAUUAUGGAUGGAGGGCAAAAGAAGGCUUCAGCUGCUACGAUCGCAAACUCUGUCGUAACUCAUCGCUAGAUGACAUCUUGCCCAUCUUUGCCUACCCCCAUAAAUUGGGCAAAUCAGUGACGGGGGGUUACAUCUACAGAGGUUGCCAGAUGCCCAACCUGAAUGGACUCUACAUCUUUGGAGACUUCAUGAGCGGGCGCCUGAUGUCCUUGAAGGAGAAUGUGAUGACAGGUGAAUGGCAGUACAAUGAAAUUUGUAUGGGAAGAGACCAGACCUGCAGAUUCCCCAAACUCAUCAACAGCUACUAUAAAUACAUCAUUUCAUUUGCAGAGGAUGAGGCAGGUAAGGACUCCUCCUGUCAGAUACCAUGAGGAUGUACAUAAAUUAGUUUCAGGUUAAUUGUGGAGUGCGGGUCUACUCAAGAUUAUAAAAUGAAGAAGAAUUGUAAUUAUUCCUCAGCCCUACAAAGCAAUGACAUUUGGCCCGAU